GCAAAGGAUAAACCCUACUUACUAACCCUGUAACUACCUAUCUUCUUCACACUCUCUUCGUGCUCCCGCCGUAUUUCACUUCCCCUCUCUUCUCUCUUCUUUUCCUUCCUUCCUUCUGUCAACACCACUUUCUAAUGGCUUCCCUUGCUGGUUCAUCAAUCUCUAUGCAACCUCGCCAGACCCUGGCUACAAGCAGGGUUUCUGGGUUGAAAUUGGUUUCAUUUGUGAACCGGGGAAGAAGCAGCCUCUCCUUUAGGCUGCGUCCAGAUCGCUUGCGGAUUUCAUGUGCUGCCAAACCAGAGACAGUGGAUAAGGUAUGUGAAAUAGUAAGGAAACAACUAGCCCUACCAAGUGACAAAGCAGUCACAGGUGAAUCAAAAUUUGCUGAACUUGGAGCCGAUUCUCUUGAUACGGUCGAGAUUGUGAUGGGGCUUGAGGAAGAGUUUGGAAUCACUGUGGAAGAGGACAAUGCCCAAAGCAUAUCAACUGUUCAUGACGCAGCUGAGCUUAUCGAUAAGCUCUGCGGCGAGAAAAGUGCCUAGAAACAAACCAAGGACCUAAGUUUGGGAUUCAUUUGCCAAUUUAUUUGUGAACUCAUCAUGCCUAUUUAUUUGUUGAAAUCUAGUAAAACUCAUAAAGUGGUUGGUAUUUUAGUUAAAUUGUGGAUUUAACGCUUUUGUGUUGUAAGUCAAGAAAAUACUAUUUGAUCUUCUUUUUCA
Molecule: messenger RNA, 719 nt
Organism: Gossypium raimondii (Peruvian cotton)
Lineage: Eukaryota; Viridiplantae; Streptophyta; Magnoliopsida; Malvales; Malvaceae
Product: acyl carrier protein 1, chloroplastic
Exons: 4
Coding region: 135-542 (135 amino acids)
Biological process (GO): fatty acid biosynthetic process
Molecular function (GO): acyl carrier activity; phosphopantetheine binding
Source: RefSeq, a predicted model, not a curated record